AUGAGGCAAAUAAAAAGGAUUACAAUUCUAUUUCCUUUAUUAUUAUUUAACUUUAUUAUCUCCAUUUCGGCAACUUUUUGCCCAACAAAUUUAAUGCGAAAUCAAACAGCCUGUACAUGUGAGGAAUAUAUAGAUGGAGCUAUUAUUAAAUGUAAUGGACCUAAUGGACCUUUAGUUGUUGAAAAUCUUAAAAAAUUAAAUGUUGAAGUUAGAGAAUUGGUCUUAGAAAAUGCUAAUAUUAUUGAAGUAAAUGUUUAA
Messenger RNA from Meloidogyne enterolobii, 258 nucleotides. NCBI's taxonomy places the organism in Eukaryota, Metazoa, Nematoda, Chromadorea, Rhabditida, Meloidogynidae. The record is from the annotation of a GenBank genome assembly.